GUUUUAAUUGAAGAACGUAAGAAACGUGACGUUGUUCAUUAACUUUUUCAGAAGAAAUGGCGGCAGAAAGACCCGACGGGGACAGAGACUCAGACGGAGACAUGGAUGGAGACUCCGGUAAAAUCAGCCCGCUGGUCGGCGAGGACGAGUUCAAAGCGUCCUGCGCCAAAGAGAUGGCUCUGCUCGAUCUGAUGGAGAAGACGGGAUACAACAUGGUGCAGGAGAACGGACAGAGGAAGUACGGAGGACCUCCGCCAGGUUGGGAGGGCCCGGCCCCCCCGCGGGGCUGCGAGGUCUUCGUGGGUAAGAUCCCCAGAGACCUGUACGAAGACGAGCUGGUCCCGCUGUUCGAGAGAGCCGGCCGGAUCUACGAGUUCAGACUGAUGAUGGAGUUCAGCGGAGAGAACCGCGGCUACGCCUUCGUCAUGUACACCAACAGAGAGGCGGCGCAGAGAGCCAUCCAGAUGUUGGACAACUUCGAGAUCCGUUCGGGGAAGUUCAUCGGCGUGUGCGUGAGUCUGGACAACUGCCGCCUCUUCAUCGGCUCCAUCCCCAAAGAGAAGAGGAAGGACGAGAUCAUGGAGGAGAUGACCAAGGUGACGGAGGGCGUGGUGGAUGUGAUCGUGUAUCCGAGCUCCACCGACAAGAGCAGGAACCGAGGCUUCGCCUUCGUGGAGUACGAGUCCCACAAAGCGGCAGCCAUGGCCCGCAGGAAGCUCAUACCAGGAACCUUCCAGCUGUGGGGUCACUCCAUCCAGGUGGACUGGGCGGAGCCUGAGAAAGACGUUGACGAGGAGGUGAUGCAGCGCGUCAGAGUCCUUUACGUCCGUAACCUGAUGCUGAGCACCGACGAGGAAACUCUCCGUCAGGAGUUCUCCCGCUUCAAGCCGGGCUCCGUGGAGCGCGUCAAGAAGCUCACCGACUACGCCUUCGUCCACUACCGUUGCCGCGACGACGCCGUCACCGCGCUCAGCCUCAUGAACGGAGCCCAGAUCGACGGGGCCACCGUAGAGGUGACGCUGGCCAAACCGGCCGGGAUCAAAGAGGGCAGUCUGGUCGGGGGGGGGAGGAGGUACAACAACAACCGGGGUUACCUAGGCAACAACGCAGGAAGUGGAGGAGGAGGGACGUUUGUCCUGCACAGGAGCGAUGGAGGGAUGAUGGGAGGAGCUGGGAGAACCGUGUCCCUGCCGCCUCGCCUGGGAAGCCCCUUCUACACCGGAGCAGAGGACCAGGACCGGUGUGUGUUCCCUUUGUUUCCCGGCGCCCCGCUGUCCCCCACCAGCCUGCUGUCUCUGAAGCAGGGUCAGAUCUGCUCCGCCACCAGUCUGCUGGACUUCUACUGCCGCAAAAACUACUGGUCGCUGCCCGAGUACCACCUGUACUCCACACCGGGACAGGACGGGAAGCUGCUGCUGCUCUACAAGGUGGUGAUCCCGUCAACACGGAGCACCUACAUCCCAGACAAGCUGUGUGUGAUGCUGGAUGACGCCAAAGAGCUGGCAGCACAGACCACCCUGUGGAACCUGGACUCGUCCUUCCUGAGCUCGGCCUCCUGUGAUUCUCCCAGCAGCCCCUCUCCCCCGCUCGCCGCCGCCCCCCCUCCGCCACCAGUCCCGGGACUCAAGACAACCAGCCAAUGGAAGCUGAAGGUCCAGCUGUCACAUGAUCUCUGCAUGGAGGGUCAGCAGAGAGUCACAGCGUCAGUUUGUUUCUCACUCAUGACCUCCUUCAUGCAGAAACAUCAGUUCCGUCCUUUUACAUUCCAGACCCGUUUCAAACCGGGACGCCGGCGCUCAGAACCCUCCACCCAACCGCUUGACCUCCGUUUGGUCCUGGUGGAGUUUGUCCUCGGCUCGCUGAGACGCUCCGAGAGUGAACGUGAUGAAGUGCAGGACUGGAGACGAGGGAGCUCAACGACUCCGUCCACUGCUGCCUCCACGCGUCACUGCACGGGCUGA
This is a messenger RNA of Anoplopoma fimbria (sablefish), 1961 nucleotides long. It is a transcript of the gene rbm46, whose product is annotated as RNA binding motif protein 46. The record is from RefSeq and is a predicted model, not a curated record. Gene Ontology annotation, cellular component: nucleus. Gene Ontology annotation, molecular function: mRNA binding. The coding region runs from base 57 to 1961 and encodes 634 amino acids. The transcript has 12 exons. NCBI's taxonomy places the organism in Eukaryota, Metazoa, Chordata, Actinopteri, Perciformes, Anoplopomatidae.